CAGAGGAAGCCCAAAAGGCCAUUAACUUGGUUUAAACAAGGUUCAAAUUGCCCCCAUGAAAAAUCAAAUUGCCCCACUGUGGGCGUCGGCCUCACGUUGGGAAUAACUGCUCUAGAGAGAACACCUAAUGGGUGAAAGAAUAAUUAUGAGCGUUCCCCAUGUAUUGUGAAUAAUUAUUCCACAAAUGGGGUGAUAAUCCUGCUAAAAGAAAUCAACAAAUUGGUUUGAAAAGACUUUAGAAAAACCUUGCAACCAAAGGAGGAUCUUGUUUGAGUCCAAUUCAACUUUUGGAUAUUAUGCAGACAUGUCCACUUUUGCUUUCUUGGCAAGAGUACAAAGCGACUUGCCACUGUCACCUUUUUAAAAAAAUAUUUUCUGUCUAGCUUGCUGUUCGGAUGUUUUCUGAUGGCCUCCUUUCCAAUUUGCUGAUGAAGUCUAAUCCAGCUGCUGGUUUAUCAUGUAAUUGGCAGCUGGAGGUUACUACUAGGAAUGGGAGUUAUGAUGGGCUUAUUGUAGUGUAGUAAGUGAGCAUUUAAAUGCAUAAACAUGCGACUAUUUAUUAACCCAUGCUUUUUAAGCAAACAGUUGGUAAGGGUAAUAAAACCUCAAUUUGAACAAUUUUUCUGUGCCCCAGAUUGGCAGUGAGUAAGUGACUGCCUUAGAAGUCAUUGCAUUUUGUUUGUUAAGUCACCUUUUGGUUUUAUAUGUAUUAGUUCAUGUGGGUAUUUUGUCCUUUUUUUAGUGGGCAUAACACAUGAACUGAUUUUCUUUCACCAUAGGUUUAUCAUAUUAGAGAAAUUUGACUAAAACUUGGUGGAUGUGAUAAACAUUAUGGUACAAUAUGAAGUUGAAUUUUCUAUCCAUCUUAUUCCAUUAUUGAAAAUUGUUUUAGUUUUCAUUAAAAUUACAUGUGAUUUUUAUGCCCCUGCCCUUCCAUUUUCUCAUAGAAACUGAAUUACUGAGAGAAAUUAAAAGUUCCUAUGUUUUAUUCCACUUAGAAAGAAAGUGAUAUUAAUAUCUGGUCUGCUUUAACACCUGCCAGCAACUCGGCUUUAAUAGUCAAUGAGAUGCAUUCAUAUUUACUACCUAAGACAGCAAUUAUUCAGAUGGAAAACAAACUGUGGAGUGCAAGAAAAAAGAAAGAAAAAAGCAAAGGAAGAAAUCAUACAGCUCUAACAAUUCCAUUGAUAACUUGAUGGCGGAAAUGCCAUUUGCUGAAGCAGAUAUUGAACUUGAACCUAGCACCUCGAGCAAAUCUAAACCAUCUGUUAAAAAGAAGAGAAAGAGAAUAGCAGGAAAGGGGAGUGAAGAAGACAGCACAAUAACGAAGAAAAAGAAAAACCAAGACAGACCCAAUUAUUUCAUUUCUGUUCCAAUCACAAAUCCAAAGAUUAUAGAUGGCAUUCAGACUCUUCAGAACACAAUCAUACAAAAAGAUAAUAGGCUCUCCAAAGCAAUGAUUCAUUAUGGCUCUUUCCAUGUCACCCUCUUAGUGAUGCAUCUGUCCAAUGAAGAAGCAAUUAGCAAUGGUGUUGGUGCUUUCUUGGAGAGUGGAGGCUUAAUUGAAGAAUUACUGCAAGGAAAACCUUUGAAUUUGUCUUUUCAAGGUACUGAUCACUUCAAAAAUCAAGUUGGAUUUGUAAAGUUGACAGAGGGUGAUAACACAACCACGCUUUUAAAGAUAGCAGAAAUUGUGAAGAAGAUGUUUCAAGAAAAAGGUAUCGUCACAGAUGACAAAGUUUUAAAGCCUCACUUGACCUUCAUGAAGUUGUCAAAAUCCCCAAAACUACAAAAGCAGGGAGUGAAGAGAAUUGAUUCAAGCAUGUUUGCAAAUUUCAAAAAUUAUCAUUUUGGAGAUGAACUUAUGAACCGUCUAGAUCUUUGCUCAAUGUUGAAAAAAAAGCAACCCAAUGGCUACUAUCAUUGUGAAUCCUCAAUUGUAGUAGGUGACAUAAAGGGGGCAGAGCCAGAUGAUGCAGAAUUGCUGAGCCUCAGCAAAAAACUGGUGGAGACUGCGGUCCUCAAGGCGGUACAGCAGUAUCUAGAAGAAACUCAAAACAAAAACAUUCAAAAUGAUUGUGGGACCCCAGUGAAAACUGAGGAGGUGGCUAUUGGAAAUAGCAAAGAAAGCGAGAAUGACAUUAGUAGAAAAUGACUGUUUUGGAGGACAAAAAGGCAGGGCUGUAGCACCAACAUCCAUGUCUCUGCUCCCUACUCCUCAGAGUUGUUCUCGCUGGCAUGAUGGUUAUGGUUUGCUAUCAGGUAUCGUUUCUGAACUGAGAACACAGAGCUUUACAAGAGACAGAUGCCAAUGCUACUGAAAAUGAUUAUUAAAAAAACUUCUGAACUCUGGGAAAGAAGAUAAGACUGAGAGAGGAAAGGACAAGAAGGACAGAGAGAUGUGAUCCCCCAAAGUGCCAUCUUUCUUGUAUUCUUGACUACAGAGUUAUUUCUCCAUUGCUUUCUUUCUGUGCCGCCUGGAAGCAAACCGAAUGGCCAAAGAAACAGUAUCUUGAAUUUUGUUCAGCAGAACUAAAUAAAGUGUUUUGUUGGAGAAGAAGGCAAUUAUUGUAUCGAAGAGCAGUCACUACUGAAAUCUUAAUGUGAACCACAGUUACUG
Thamnophis elegans (Western terrestrial garter snake) is the source of this 2620-nucleotide messenger RNA. It is a transcript of the gene AKAP7, whose product is annotated as A-kinase anchoring protein 7. Gene Ontology annotation, cellular component: cytosol. Gene Ontology annotation, molecular function: protein kinase A regulatory subunit binding. The record is from RefSeq and is a predicted model, not a curated record. Bases 1196 to 2155 code for a protein of 319 amino acids. The transcript is spliced from 8 exons. NCBI's taxonomy places the organism in Eukaryota, Metazoa, Chordata, Lepidosauria, Squamata, Natricidae.